Scaptodrosophila lebanonensis is the source of this 1456-nucleotide messenger RNA. RefSeq lists its product as uncharacterized. The coding region runs from base 54 to 1313 and encodes 419 amino acids. The transcript is spliced from 5 exons. Lineage: Eukaryota; Metazoa; Arthropoda; Insecta; Diptera; Drosophilidae. Gene Ontology annotation, biological process: biosynthetic process. Gene Ontology annotation, molecular function: pyridoxal phosphate binding; L-2-aminoadipate:2-oxoglutarate transaminase activity. The record is from RefSeq and is a predicted model, not a curated record.
AUCUCUCUGUCUGAUUAGUCCAAUUUAGCGAGCCCUGCUGAUAACCUAGUCCAAUGUCGCACGAGAAUGAGGAUCCUAAGCUCAAGCAUCUCUUUGAUGGAAGCGACUGGAAUGUGUAUGAGACGAAAGUACUGAAUCUAGGUGUAGGCGCACCCGGCACUGAUCUCCUAGAGCCCUGUUGCGAUAUAUUCCAACAGGCUACUGCACAUCGGCUGAAAUAUGAGAAGAGCGAAAACCGGUCACUGCUGUUUCAAUAUGGCCCAACAAGUGGGUGCUUCGAUGUUCGGCAUGAAAUUGCCAAAUAUUUUAGCAGCAUGUAUGAUAGUGCGAUGAAAAGUGAGGAUUUGAUAAUAACCACGGGAGCUUCACAAGGUCUACAUUUUUCGUUAUCCACACUGGUUGACUUUAAUGGUUACAUAUUUGUGGACGAGUACACAUAUAUGAUAGCGCUAGAUAGCAUGAAAGAAUUUACGACUCUCACCAUUGUGCCUGUAAAACUCAACGAUGAUGGCGUGGACUUGAAGGAUUUGGAAGCUAAAGUACGCGAACGUUGCUUUAAGCCAAAUGGCAAGGAAUUCUGGGCGAUGUACUACACAAUACCUACCUAUCACAAUCCAACGGGCAUACUCUUCUCACCAGCUGUUUGUCGGGGAAUUGUGGCGCUUGCGCGUAAAUUUAACUUUGUGGUCAUAUGCGAUGAUGUCUAUAAUAUUCUGAGCUACGAUGAGAAGCCCCCACAUGUACGCCUGCUUAGCUACGACGCGCGCACGGAUACAGACUUCGCCGGUCAUGUUAUAUCGAAUGGCAGCUUCUCGAAAAUACUUGGUCCGGGCGUGCGUUUAGGCUGGCUGGAGGUGCCGCCACGUCUUAAACCCAUUCUAGAACGCAGUGGUAUUAUCAACAGCGGUGGAUGCUUUAACAACUAUACCGCAGGCAUUAUCGGAAGCCUUUUCGAGUUGGGAUUGGCCCAAUCGCAUAUUUCACGUCUGUAUGAGGCUUACAAGGAACGCAUGAAGGCCGUGAUUGCAGUGCUGAACGAGCAGCUGCCGGAAAGCUGCACUUUAAUAGUACCCAAAGGGGGUUAUUUCAUUUGGAUAUCCUUGCCUGAGCACUUGAAUGCACGUGACUUUCUUACGUAUAGUCUGGAGCAUGAGAAGAUUUUCUUUAUACCCGGUCCAAGGUUUGCUCUGGAAGGCGAUAAUGGAAAGCAUUGCUUCCGCUUAUCAAUUGCAUUUCAUAAGAAGGACAAACUAGUGGAUGGAAUAACCCGAUUGUGUCGAGCUUUGAAGGAUUAUAUAAAAACACUUUCCUAAUAUUUAGUAUGGCCAAUGUGUGUUUAUUGUUCAUUUUAUUAUUAUACAUAUACUUGAUACAUAUGUAUGUGUAUUUGUUUAUAGUUGUUGUUUUCUUUAUAACUAAACGCUAAACUAUUUACUUAUAUAAAUUUUAUAAAUAA